Messenger RNA from Stereum hirsutum FP-91666 SS1, 1649 nucleotides. RefSeq names its product DUF1768-domain-containing protein. Lineage: Eukaryota; Fungi; Basidiomycota; Agaricomycetes; Russulales; Stereaceae. The record is from RefSeq and is a predicted model, not a curated record. The transcript has 9 exons. The coding region runs from base 695 to 1642 and encodes 315 amino acids.
GCGCUGUGCGACAUUCCCCAUCAUCUCUGUUUUUUUUCUGUCAGCCUCAACGACGAAACUAGCUCUCGGAAGGCUCAUACUUGAGGAAUUCGCCAUGGCCCCUUAUCCCCAGAUUUCUCCUCGAACCCGUCAUGAGACCUCUGCGCCAGAGACUUCUCAUACGAAGGAUGGCUGGAACAUGAGUUCUGAACAGGCUCAAACAUCGAUGUCUAGUCGAGCUGACCGCUCCAGAAAACCUCCCUUGUCCGCGUCCUCUUCGUAUCGCCCGUCUGCCCCAAAUAUGGACCAGAAUACUCGGUCUCGAUCGCGGUCUCGGUCUAAUAGCUUUCAAACAUCGCAAUCUCACGCGUCCUCUACUCAGACUCAGGCUCCCUCGUCAAUCCGCCGGUCUCACUCCUCUUCUGCUGAACAUCGCUCCUUGCCUCAGACAACAUAUGUCUGCGCGACCUAGAUCUGCGGAACCGACGCCGAGAGCCAGACCCAAGUCUCCCCCUUUCCUAGCCGCUCAGAGCUCAACCCAACCGCAGCCUGAGAGCGACUUAUGCGAGAGAUGUCAUAGACGUCCGAAGUUCAGAGAUGCGAGCGGAAAACAGUAUUCCUAUUGUGGGAAGACUUGUGGUCGGGCUGAGAAGUAUUGGCCCUCACAGCCUACCUCUGCGAACCAAUCUUCUCCUGGGCCACCUCCGUUGGAUCUAUGCGAGGUCUGUCACGCGAGGCCCAAAUACGUGGAGGCCAACAAUUACAAGCACAGAUUGUACAUUGCGCCACUCAGGAUCAGCGGCGCUACCGGCCUCAACCUAAGCCACAAGAUCAGACGAACCCGCCUCAUACUGCCGUUUGGCACCACCCCCCUGCACCACCCAAUACCCCUGCCAACACUCCUUCUACCUACUAUCGGGUCCGGCAUUCAAGUAAUCCCCAGUAUCCAGAAAUUACCCAACAUCGAGAUGCCAACUACAGCCACCACCACACUCCCAUCACACCAACCUCUGCUCCUCCCGCUCCCGCACACGUCUUUGUCUACAGCAAUGAAACCGCUCCAGCUUCUGCCGGCCGUGUUUUCUUCGAGCCCGAGGACACCACGAUUGACCAUAAUGAGCUCAAAAGGCUCCCUAUCCUCUUUUAUCAUCGCACUGAACCUCACUUCGGGUUUACAAAUUUCUCGGCCCAUCUGGUAGAAUAUGAUGGCCGUGUCUAUCCAACGAGCGAGCAUCUGUUCCAGGCGCUCAAGUUCUUGAGACACCGACCUGACAUUGCAGAAAUGAUAAGGACGUGUAAGACCUCACGGGAGGCGUUCAAUACGGCACAUCGUUUCAAGAACUGCACGUCCCCUCUUUCCCUUGUUCUCUGCAUCUCCAUUUCGCUCAUCUUGUCUGUUAUCAUUCAUGUGAUAUGUUCAGAUGUGCGCUCGGAUUGGUUCGACGUGAAUAUUCGGAAGAUGGAGGAAGUCGUCCGUCUCAAGUUCACUCAACAUCCCGCAUUGAAAGAAGAGCUUCUCUCCACGGGAAACGCCCCGCUCGUCGAGGCCGCCGACGUAGACGCAUUCUGGGGUUUCGGGUCGGAUGGGAAGGGGAGGAACGAACUCGGAAAGGCGUUGAUGAAGCUGAGGCAGAGGUUUCGGGCUGAGGAUGGACGAGAAUAGUGGUGAG